Halichondria panicea is the source of this 527-nucleotide messenger RNA. Its product is annotated as NADH dehydrogenase [ubiquinone] 1 beta subcomplex subunit 7-like. The record is from RefSeq and is a predicted model, not a curated record. The transcript has 3 exons. Gene Ontology annotation, cellular component: mitochondrion. Bases 142 to 387 code for a protein of 81 amino acids. NCBI's taxonomy places the organism in Eukaryota, Metazoa, Porifera, Demospongiae, Suberitida, Halichondriidae.
CAAAAGUCUUUGUUAGAUGGGCGUGGCGAAUGGAAGUCGAGUACGGAUGGUGUGUAUUAUUUAGAACAAUAUUGACCUCUGAACUUUAGUAAAAAAGAAAGAAAUCUGAAAGAAACACACAGGUUUACAAGUGAGCUAGGGAUGGCAGCUCCAUUCAAGAGAGAGAUGCAGGUGACAUCUGAAGAAAUGUCCGAAGCCCAGGUGCCGCUCAACCUGAGAGACUACUGUGCACACUACUUCAUCCCUCUAAUGAAGUGCCGUAAAGAAAACUACUAUCUGCCGUGGAAGUGCAAGAAAGAGAAGCACUCGUGGGAGGAGUGUCAGUUCCAGGACUAUCUUGACAGAGUUAGACAAAAGAGAAGUCAACAAAAGUCAGACAAAGCUUGACACCCACUCACCAUUCUCUUGUUAUUUUGUAGAACUGUGACUGUUAUAAUGUAUCACCUGUUCAUAGUUGUGGCACUAAGAUAAUUAUUUAAUGUGAUAUAAUUAUGAAUUUGUUUCAAAUGCAAAAAUCGUGGAUUGAA